AUGAUGCUAGCAGAGGCUCUCACGCCGCAGCAGCACAUCCUGGAGUUGGAGAAACCUGAACUCAGCGUUCUCUAUGACCUUGUGGACACAGACGGCUCAGGUCGCAUUGAUGACCAGGAGCGUAAGGCGUUGCAGGCAAUGACAACAAGGGAUGGCCAAAGAGAGUUCUUGAACCUUGCCCAUGCUGUCAGUCGACACCACAGGCCCUCUUCCAUUCUGGUCAAGGCUUUCAGCCUCUUCGUGCAGUCGGGCAAGAUCUCGACGACAAAGAUCCGAGAUCUUGCAGAGGAACUUCUUGACAAGUUGUUUUGGGAAGAGGACAUCCAUGUGGCCUUUAGCAUCAUUGAUGUGAAUGGUUCAGGCUGCAUUGAUUCCUCGGAGUUGUCGAAGGCAUCGAAAGUGAUGCCAAUCUCGAAUGUUUCUGAAUUCAUGCUGCAUGCCCGUGGGCAGCAGUUGGAUUUCAGCCAGUUCUCUAAGCUCCUGGCAAAGCAGCGUGUGAGCAGGAAUGUGUUGAAGUUGCUUGCCAAGGAGCUGCAAGGCAGGCAAAUUUCUGAUGAGGAUCUGAAUCUCGCUAUCGCAGCGGCGCGCCGCAAAGAGCAGUUGGAUGCUGAACGUAUCAACGCCGAAGAAAUCGAGGCCAUGAAGCACAGCGUCCUCUGA
Molecule: messenger RNA, 660 nt
Organism: Symbiodinium natans
Lineage: Eukaryota; Dinophyceae; Suessiales; Symbiodiniaceae
Source: the annotation of a GenBank genome assembly